GUUUGAAAAUAAUAAUUAGCUUCAAAAAUGGAUUUUAUGAAUUUUCAUCAUCAUUCUAUUAUUAAUCAAAAAGAUGAAAAAUCCUGGAAACAAUUUGCCACAUUUGUUGAAUCUAUUGUUGCAUUUCUUGCAUGUAAUGAUCAAACUAAAUUUCUAAUCGAUUGGAUUGAUGAACAACGACAACAAAAAACAAAUAAUGAAGAUAAUAUUCUGAAUGAAUUGAAUGAAAAUAAUGAAUUUAAAAUGGUAUUGUCCAAAUAUUUUGAUGAAUAUUUUUUUGAAAAUGUAAAUAUAGCCAAUGAUUUGUAUAAAAAUCAUGAAAGAGCAUUGGAAUUUUUUAACAAUAUAACCACUAAAAUGGCUGAACAAAAAUGGUCCGAAUCAUUGCAAUUAAUAUCGAAUUCUAUUCGUUUUUGUUGUGUAAAUAGUGAUGAUAAUUUGCUCAUACAACUCUAUGAUAAACGAUCAAUUGUAUUCUAUCAGCUAAAACAAUAUCAUGAUUGUAUUAUGGACAUUCGUGAAAUUUUGGCCAACAAUUUUAAUAAUAAUAAUCAAGAAAAAAGUUCAAUGAUUAAAUUCUAUUUACGAAUGGCUCAAGCAACCGUCAAUAUAAAUGAUCAAUGGGAAGAUUUAAACAUGCUGUCCAACAUUAUAAAUGAUUGUCGAUCAAUAAUGGAUAUUCUUAAUGAAAAAGAACGAACACAAAUGGAAAAAUUGUUGACAUUGAUGGAUUCAAUUUUGAAUAAAAAAUGUGAAGAAUUGUCUAAUCGAAAAUCUAAUGACAAUGAUAAGACAAAAUCAAUGAAUUUGAUGGAUUUAAAAAUUCACAGUCCUCAUCCUAUAAUUCGUGGUGCAUCAAACAAACUGGCAAUAACAUGGAUCGAUGCUCAAACAAAACGUGGUUAUACAGCUCAAGAAAAUAUUGAUGAAGGUGAAUUAAUUUUCAAAGAAAAACCAUUUGUUUGUCAUUUUUUUGACCAUACAACUGAUUCAUAUUGUGGUAAUUGUUUACGUCGACUUUGUAAUCCGAUAUUUAACGAUUCGGAAGAAAAAAUGGAAGAAGACGAAGAUACGAAUGAUAGGAAACCUGAAGAAUUGUCAGACUUUGAAAAAGAAUAUAAUCAUUUUGUUCCAUGUACGUCAUGUAGUAAAUUUAUUUUUUGUUCACGAAAAUGUCGUGAUGAAGCAUAUCGAUCAUUUCAUCAACGUGAAUGUAAUCAUUCAUUGAUUCCAUUGGAAUCUGAAAUUGGUAUCGCAUAUAUCGUUGUUCGAUUAGUAUGUCGAUCAUUUAAUUCAUUCAUUGAAUUGGCUAAAAAACAAACAACGGAUAUUAUUGAUGAAACAAAUUUACAACAAUCAUUAGAUGGUAAUUAUGGAUCGAUUGUUCGACUUUUAACACAUGCUGAUAAACAUGAUAGCGAUUCAAAAACAUGUUUUUUAUUGACGGCAUUCUUUUUGCAACAUGUAUUUAAACGCUAUAAAAUGUUUGAUGAUGAUGGUGAUUGUUUUUAUUCAUCGAUUGAUAUUUUAAAAUUAUUAAUUCAUCAUUUACAACAAAUGUCAACAAAUUUAAUUACAAUUUUUGAUCAGAAUUUAGAUCUGGAAAAUAUUGAUAAUUGUAUUGAAUCACCAAUCGGUAUUGGUCUUUAUCCGAAUCUAGCAUUAUUCAAUCAUAGCUGUGAUCCAGAUAUUGUUCCAAUAUAUAAUAAAGGAUCAGAAUUAAUAUUCAAGACCAUAAGAAAGAUAUCAAAAAAUAAAGAAAUUUUUUUCUCAUAUGGUCCAACAUAUAAAACAACAUGUGUUUAUCAACGGCAAAAAUUAUUACAUGAACAAUAUUUUUUCCACUGUCAUUGUAUGGCUUGUAUGGAAAAACGUGAAAACUAUGAUAGUGCCAUUCUUUGUCCAACUUGUUUUAAACCAUCGUUUAUUGAUUGUUUAGACACCACGAAAGAAAAAAAAUAUUUUUUGAUCUGUCAAAAUGGCCAUCGUUAUGAUGAUAUUGAGCCAAUUAAACAGGAAAUUUUACGUGGUAUCCAAUAUCAGAAAGCUGGUUUACAUUUCUAUCAAUUAGCUGUCGAUCGUAAUGAUGAUGAUGAUUAUGUUGCAGCCAUUAUAUCAUUCUAUAAAGCUGAUGUUAUUUUUACCAAUACAUUGUAUUGUUUAAAUGCAUUUUGGUUAUCAUUGAAAAGACAAAUGAUUAAUUGUUAUGUAAAAAUGGGCCAUAAUGAUCGUGCUGUCAUUUAUUGUAGACAGAUAAUAUCUAGCUUUUAUAAACAUUCUAUUCAAAAUGAACAAUUGCCUAUAUUGAUAAUGGAAAAAAUUCGUUUAAUCAAAAUUUUACGUUUAUUGAUUGAAGAAAUCGAUGAUGAUGAUGAUGAAUUAAGGCGUUUACGUCGUGAACUUAAAGGUCUAAUUGAUUAUUGUCUCAAUUAUGUUGAAUUAAUUAAUCAAAAUGAUUUGAAAAUGCUUCGUGAACAAAAACAACAACAACAACAAUCGGCAUUGAUGUAACAAUUUUUUUUUGUAUAUUUAAUUCAUCAAUUAAUUUUAUUUUCUACCAAAAGAUGGCAUCGUAUUAUUCACAAUUUGAAUGGACACAAUAUUUUCAUGUGAAAAAAUUUUAUUCCUUCAAUACAAAAAA
Molecule: messenger RNA, 2641 nt
Organism: Dermatophagoides farinae (American house dust mite)
Lineage: Eukaryota; Metazoa; Arthropoda; Arachnida; Sarcoptiformes; Pyroglyphidae
Product: protein-lysine N-methyltransferase SMYD4
Cellular component (GO): cytoplasm; nucleus
Molecular function (GO): histone deacetylase binding
Source: RefSeq, a predicted model, not a curated record